GGGCGACCUAUAAAAAACCAUACUUUAUCGACUGGAAGAUACAGUCAGCUAAUAGUUAGUACAAAGAAAAGUCACGAUGCGUCCAAUUAGAGCGCUCUUUCUAGCCAUCCUGGCUGCACUCAUGGUGCUGUCUUCCCAGUUAACACCGCCUGCCACCGGCUCGUCCUCCGGCACUCCUACCAGCACCUCGCCCUCCGGCACUCCUGCCACCGGCUCGUCCUCCGGCACGCCUACCAGCACCUCGCCAGGCGGCACGCCUACCAGCAGCUCGCCCUCCGGCACGCCUACCAGCAGCUCGCCCUCCGGCACUCCUGCCAGCAGCUCACCCUCCGGCACUCCUGCCAGCAGCUCACCCUCCGGCACUCCUGCCAGCAGCUCGUCCUCCGACACUUCGCCAGCUACGACCACCACAACAACAGAAGCCACAACCACAACAGAAGAGGCGACUACCAAGAAGCACCAUCGCCGCAUCCAUCGCAGGCGUAUAGUGAUUAUCCGUAGAGAGAGAGGCGGCGGGGGUAACAGGAGGAACAGGAGGAACAGGAGACUUAGGCGUGAAGGUGGAAACGGUGGGGACGUGAGGCGUGUACGUGUUCAUGAGCGUCGCAGAGUGCGCUUGGGCCGAAGGUUCUCCUGGGUGUAAAAACCCAUAAAUACUCGUAAUUACUCACGAAGAAAGCCAAUAAAUGUUUACUAAUGCGAA
This is a messenger RNA of Drosophila pseudoobscura, 703 nucleotides long. RefSeq names its product classical arabinogalactan protein 5-like. The record is from RefSeq and is a predicted model, not a curated record. The coding region runs from base 77 to 643 and encodes 188 amino acids. Lineage: Eukaryota; Metazoa; Arthropoda; Insecta; Diptera; Drosophilidae. The transcript has a single exon.